This is a messenger RNA of Mytilinidion resinicola, 1270 nucleotides long. RefSeq names its product ISP domain-containing protein. The transcript has 4 exons. The record is from RefSeq and is a predicted model, not a curated record. Gene Ontology annotation, molecular function: 2 iron, 2 sulfur cluster binding; iron ion binding. NCBI's taxonomy places the organism in Eukaryota, Fungi, Ascomycota, Dothideomycetes, Mytilinidiales, Mytilinidiaceae. The coding region runs from base 1 to 1179 and encodes 392 amino acids.
AUGUGGCGUCUCUUCAGCACAUCUUCCUCGUCGCCUGAAAGCACAGCUAAGCCUCCGCCCGUAAGGAGCAUUCCAGCAUCAUGGCAUCGCUCUGAGCCAAUAUUCACUGCUACCGGUGACUACAUUACAUUCAUCCACGCGACCUUCUCCUUCUUUCUGGUCCGGGACCGCGACGGGAAGAUCAACGGUUUCCAUAACGUGUGCCGUCACCGAGCAUUCCCGGUGGUGCAGACUCGCUCAGGGCCGGCCAAAAUCCUGAGCUGCAAGUACCACGGAUGGUCAUACGGGUUAACGGGAAACCUGACGAAGGCUCCAAGAUUCGACACCGUCGAGAAGUUCGACAAAAGCCAGUAUAACCUGCUAUCUAUCCACGUCUUUGUGGAUAAAGCAGGAUUCGUGUGGGUGAACCUGCAGGCAGGCGAGCCAGAAUCGAAGUGGGAAGACGAGUUCAAAGGGGUCGAUGAGCAGCCAGCGUUGCAAGAGUUCGACUUCGCCAAGGAGUUCACCUUUGGUCACUACUGGGAGAUGGACGUGGAUGCUAACUGGAAGAGCUUAAUUGACAAUUACAAUGAAUGCUACCACUGCCUCACAUCUCAUCCACUCAUUGCAGGCGUUUCUGACCUGAACGGGUAUCGGGUUGAGCCGAUCGCAGGACAUAUGCAGCACCACAUUGUCAACAAGAAUAAAGACAACAAGCAAUUCCGGCGGAGUAUCACAUUCUUCUAUCCGGACAUUUCAGUAACGGUGACUGAGCACUUUUUCUAUAUCCAACGAAUGAUACCUGUCACAGCAACAAAAAGCAAGAUCGAAUGCGAAGUUUAUCGGCAUAAGAACGCGACCGAUGAAGAGUUCGGCAACAUAUGUGCGUUUUAUAAGCAAGUCCUCGACGAAGACAAACAGCUUUGCAAUGCAGCCAAGGAGAAUUUGAACUCGGGCGUAUUCAUCAACGGCGAACUCCAUCCCGACAAAGAAAAGGGUCCGAUACAUUUUCAAAGUACGGCUAGAAAUGAUCUCAUGAGCCACCGAAAGACAGAGGAGAAAGAUGGGUUGAAGGAGAUAUGGCCGGCGAUGCCACGCUUAGUAGGAGAAAUGAAGACGGACAAGUUGGAGGAGGAGGAGAUGUUCUGCUCUCAGUUAGAAGCAUCAAGCUGUGCAUCGAAGUCAGAAUUAGCCUGGUAGUUCCUUGCAGAACCCGCAGCUCAAAGACCAAUGAUAUAUAAGGGCUCGCAGCAAGGUGUGUGCUGCUGUAAAUGCCCCUAUUCUAGACCGG